Messenger RNA from Panicum virgatum (switchgrass), 1322 nucleotides. RefSeq names its product anthocyanidin reductase ((2S)-flavan-3-ol-forming)-like. The transcript has 5 exons. NCBI's taxonomy places the organism in Eukaryota, Viridiplantae, Streptophyta, Magnoliopsida, Poales, Poaceae. Gene Ontology annotation, molecular function: oxidoreductase activity, acting on the CH-OH group of donors, NAD or NADP as acceptor. The record is from RefSeq and is a predicted model, not a curated record. The coding region runs from base 49 to 1068 and encodes 339 amino acids.
CCCAGCGGCACAUAGGGAUACGAGUGUCGAGGUCUGCCGGCGACAAAGAUGAAGACGGCGUGCGUGACAGGAGGGAGCGGGUACAUCGCGUCGGCGCUCAUCAAGCUGCUGCUGGAGAGGGGCUACGCCGUGAAGACAACGGUCAGGAACCCAGAUGACAUGGCCAAGAACUCCCACCUCAAGGACCUGCAGGCGCUCGGCCCCCUGACGGUCCUCCGCGCCGACCUUGACGUGGAAGGCAGCUUCGACGACGCCGUCGCCGGCUGCGAUUACGCCUUCCUCGUCGCCGCUUCGGUGAACAUCGCGGCAGGGGAGGAUCUAGAGAAAGAGCUGAUCGAGCCUGCCGUCCGGGGAACGCUGAACGUGCUGAGGUCGUGCGUGAAGGCCGGCACGGUGAGGCGCGUGGUGCUGACCUCGUCGAUAGCGGCGGUCUUCAUCAGGCCAGGGCUGCAGGGCAACGGGCACGUCCUGGACGAGGGCUCCUGGUCCGACGUCGAGCACCUCAGAGCCGAGAAGCCGACGUCGUGGGGGUACUGCGUGUCCAAGGUGCUCCUGGAGAAGGCGGCGGCCAGGUUCGCGGAGGAGCACGGCAUCAGCCUCGUCACCGUCUGCCCGGUCACCAUCUUGGGCGCGGCGCCGUCCCUGAACUUCAACACCAGCGUCCCGAGCGGCCUCGCGCUCCUGUCCGGCGACGAGGUGUGGCUCGGCGUGCUCAAGGCGACCGAGAGGACCUCCGGCUCGGUGCCGCUGGGUCACGUCGACGACCUCUGCCGCGCGGAGCUCUUCGUCGCCGAGUCGCCGGCGGCGGCGGGAAGGUACGUCUGCUGCGGCCUCAACACGACCGUCGCCGAGCUCGCGCGUUUCCUGGCGCGCAAGUACCCGCACUACGACGUGAUGCGGAAUCUGCACAUGACCGACGACGAUGAGCUCCUGGAGAAGCCGAGAGCCUGCGUGUCGUCGGCGAAGCUUGUCAGGGAAGGAUUCCAGUUCAAGCACACGACGCUGGACGAGAUGUACGACAACGUCGUCGAGUACGGCAAGGCACUGGGGAUUCUACCCAACCUUUGAUAGUGUUUGAUAGUGCGAAGCUGCGAGCGAGUCUGUCACAUGACAUCUACGUCCAUUAUUUGUUUUCAAAUGUAAAACAUCUGCAUGCAUCCAUUAUUGUUAUGGUAAGUACAUUGUUGCUGUCUAAUAGAUGGUCUCGUGUAUUGCCACGUAAUCUCCUACGUCACUAUGUAUGGGACCAGCUAUGAGACUCUGAUGUGUAGUAACAAUGUACUUAUUUUUAGCUGAAUAAAAUUUCAUACUCAGUUUGUUAA